UUUGAAGUACAUGGGAUGCGAUUUCCCUUCCUUCCUUCCUCGAGCAACCAGCAUGACAGCCUGUUUUUAAGGUGAAGAAGACCAUAAGAUUUCCCAUUCAUCCAUUACCACUCAUCUCUCGCUCUUUUCUCAAACCCAUUAUUCAUUCCUUCUCAAAUAUAAAACCCCCAGAAUCUAAAUUUCCUUUUUCCUUUCCCCAAUCUCGAUCUUCAUUUCCCAUUAAUAGGGUUUUGAUUUGAUUGAAGAUCGAGAUUAAGCAGCAGCCGCAGUAGUGGUGGUGGUGGUGGUGAGAAUGUUGCCGUAUCAGACACUGCAGGAGGCAGAAUUAGAAUUAGGAAGAGAAUUAAGUUAUGCAGAGAAAUUAUGGUUUGAUUAUUCAAGGGAUAAAUCAGAUUAUUAUCUGUACUGUCAUACUAUUCUCUUCUUGUUUGUUAUUUUCUCAAUAGUUCCAUUGCCAGUAGUAUUUAUGGAGAUCAAGAAAGCACAUACCAUUCUUAAAUAUAAGAUUCAACCUAAAGUUAAGAUCUCUACUCAAGGGAUUUUUAAAUGUUAUAAAGAUGUUAUGAUCACAUUCUGUCUUGUUGUGGGUCCUCUUCAGCUUGUUUCUUACCCCAGUGUUCAGAUGGUUGGGAUUAGGACAGGAUUGCCAUUGCCAUCAGGUUGGGAAAUGGUUAUGCAAUUAUUGGUGUAUUUCCUAGUUGAGGAUUAUACGAAUUAUUGGAUCCAUAGAUGGUUGCAUUGUAAAUGGGGUUAUGACAAAAUUCAUAGUGUUCAUCAUGAAUAUGCGGCGCCGAUUGGAUUUGCAGCACCUUACGCACAUUGGGCUGAGGUUUUGAUUUUAGGGAUUCCGUCGUUUCUUGGACCUGCUAUGGUUCCUGGUCAUAUGAUCACUUUCUGGUCUUGGAUUAUUUUGCGACAGAUGGAGGCGAUUGAGACGCAUAGUGGGUAUGACUUCCCUUGGACCCCAACAAAAUACAUUCCAUUCUAUGGUGGUGCUGAAUACCAUGAUUACCAUCAUUAUGUCGGUGGACAAAGUCAGAGCAACUUCGCAUCAGUGUUCACUUAUUGUGAUUACAUUUAUGGAACUGAUAAGGGAUACCGGUAUCAGAAACAUUAUCUUGAAAAGUUGAGAGAAGCAGGGAGCGGCGACGUAGAUGGGAUCAACAGCAAGUCUGAGUAGGUUUGUCAAGUCCUUGAAGAUGCAUUUGCAUUUACUUGGAAAUUAGAUGUAGCCGAAUUUGGACUUAAAGAUCGUGGAAACUGCCUGACAACUUUAUCACCAUGCUAGCAAGUCAUCUACUUUGUAAAGCUUUUUAAGAUAUGUUAAUCCUUGCUAUUGUUUGUAUGUUGUAGCUGGAGUCCUUAAAAAAUUAAUGUAACACUCACCAUCCUAAUCAAUUUUCCCAUUCUGUUUUUAUUUUAGUCUCCUUGAGAGGUUGCUUGCUUGGGUUCAAUCUUGUUAGUGCAAUGAGAAGCUGAUUAUGA
This is a messenger RNA of Papaver somniferum (opium poppy), 1485 nucleotides long. Its product is annotated as methylsterol monooxygenase 1-1-like. NCBI's taxonomy places the organism in Eukaryota, Viridiplantae, Streptophyta, Magnoliopsida, Ranunculales, Papaveraceae. The record is from RefSeq and is a predicted model, not a curated record. Gene Ontology annotation, biological process: sterol biosynthetic process. Bases 293 to 1180 code for a protein of 295 amino acids. Gene Ontology annotation, molecular function: C-4 methylsterol oxidase activity; iron ion binding. The transcript has 5 exons.